Molecule: messenger RNA, 512 nt
Organism: Hydra vulgaris (swiftwater hydra)
Lineage: Eukaryota; Metazoa; Cnidaria; Hydrozoa; Anthoathecata; Hydridae
Product: U6 snRNA-associated Sm-like protein LSm8
Biological process (GO): mRNA splicing, via spliceosome
Cellular component (GO): U6 snRNP; U4/U6 x U5 tri-snRNP complex; precatalytic spliceosome
Molecular function (GO): RNA binding
Source: RefSeq, a predicted model, not a curated record
ACUAAAAAGAAUGACACGCGGGCUUUUAAUUUCAUGCUUGCUUUUUUUCUCAUAAAUGUUUAUCUACAGUUUAAAUUAAUCUAAAAUUUCUUUAGAUUUAAAAGAUUUGUGUGAAAAAUAUUGUUUGAUAAAAAUUAUAUGAGCUGAUUUAAACAUUGAACUGGAAGUUGAAAAUUUUCUUUUGAUAACUUUUAAUUAACAUGGCUAAUGCUCUUGAAAGUUAUUCAGGACAUACUGUAGCUGUUAUAACACAAGAUGGCCGCAUGAUUGUUGGAACACUUAAAGGUUUUGAUCAAGCAGUUAACUUGAUUUUAGAUGAAAGCCAUGAAAGAGUGUUUUCACCUGAUAGCGGAGUUCAACAAGUUAUUCUUGGACUUUAUAUCAUCCGUGGUGAUAAUAUAGCUGUUAUUGGAGAGAUUGAUGAUGAAGUUGAUUCUGAACUCGACCUUAAAGAAUUAAAAGCAGAACCUUUUAAUCCUGUUGUUUACUAAAAAUUUUAGAAUUUAAAUAAA